This is a messenger RNA of Temnothorax curvispinosus, 823 nucleotides long. Its product is annotated as protein Flattop. Lineage: Eukaryota; Metazoa; Arthropoda; Insecta; Hymenoptera; Formicidae. The record is from RefSeq and is a predicted model, not a curated record. Gene Ontology annotation, biological process: cilium organization. The coding region runs from base 230 to 604 and encodes 124 amino acids. Gene Ontology annotation, cellular component: ciliary basal body. The transcript is spliced from 2 exons.
UCCAUUCAUUCUUAUACAUAAUUAUUAUAUCACAGUGCUUGUAUGUACGUACAUGCAUACAGGGUUUGCACAGGUGUUUGUAGCAAAUUGAUUUACAUAGCAACGAGCAUAGUAACGUAACUAGCCAUGCUUGAUAGAAAGAAUUGUAAUAGCAAGCACAAGUACAUACAUAAAAUAAAAAUUUAUGCGUAUUAAAUUUAUUUAAAAAAAAGGAGGGAAUUAUAUAAAAAUGUCUCAACAUUGGCACGGUCAUUGGACAGAAGAUGCAUUUACUCCGAAAAGAUUGCGAAAUUGGGAAGUUCCUAAAUGGUAUCCCAGUUGGCCUGACAGGCAUUGUGUCACUACGAAAUUUAUCGCGGAUGAUAAUGGACGUAUAUUAGACAAUGCCAAAAGAGUCGAACAUUCGCCGUGGGGAACAUUUAAAGGCACAUGGAAUUUGCCAAAGAAAAUUACUAGAAGCAUUGCCAAAGAAUUAUCAAUAUCGUCUCAAUAUAAGAGAGAUUCAUGGGACGCGCACAAGAAGAAACAUCAGAGUUUAUGUAAGAAGAUAAAAGAACAUGCAAACAAAGAUGAGGAAAAGAAAGUCAUCGAAAGGAAAUUAUAAAAAGAUAGUUAUAUAAGCAAAGAAAAUCAAAACAGACAAAAGUACAUGUACACACGCAAAGAAUCUUAUAUAAAUGCUAAAAAGGAAGAGGAAGAUAAAAAGAGUCUGUUGACGUCAAUCUCAUACCCUGUAAGUUGAAAGAGAUGCAUGUUUGCUCGAUGGUAUUGUUUCAUAGCUGGACUCCAAGGGUAAACUUCGUUCAUUGUAGAUUUUCGCCAA